CAGCAUAGAUGAUUAUGAGAAAGAUUAGUUGAUGGUGAAAGCAUUUGGAGCAUUCUGAAUCCAUUCACCUUGGUGUCCUUAUUUUCUGAGACUAUGGAUGAUGGCCGGCAUCAUGAAAAUGGGAGGCACAAGUUAGACUACUUCAGAGGGAGCCCCUCGCCGUGGCAUAUGGCGCCCCCUCAUCAUGUAAAGGAACCGAACGCCUUGGUCAUGAAUAAGAAGAUCAUGUCUAUUAUAGCCGAGAGAGAUGCUGCUAUUCGGGAGCGAAAUUUAGCACUAUCUGAGAAGAAAGGUGCAUUGGCUGCACGCGACGAGGCUCUCCAACAGCGUGAUGAGGCGAUUGCACAGCGUGAUUCGGCAUUAAUGGAACGGGACAAUGCCCUUGCAGCGCUUGAAAUUCGUGACAACGCUUCAAACUUUCCUCUUGGCAAUGGGAUCCAACGCAAAACGAAGCGAUUGCACCAUUUAUCUAAUCAUAUGCCAAGCAUGUCUGAAACUCCCUAUGGUACAAAAGACGUGCAUAUAACUGAUGCCUUUCCAAUUACAGUUAUAGCUUCUGAAGCUGUUAAGUCUCGACAGGGAAACCGAACAACAACGGAUAACAAGGCAGUUUCAUCAAAGACAUCGAAGCUGCCGAGGAAGAAAGUUGGCGAAGAUUUGAAUAGACAGGCUGCUACCGAUGGCACGAAAUACAGAACGGACUGGGAUGGUCAGGAUGUCGGUUUGAACCUGGUUAGUUUCGAUGACUCUUCUAUGCCAGCACCAAUUUGCUCGUGUACUGGACUUGCAAGGCAGUGCUACAAAUGGGGGAAUGGAGGUUGGCAAUCAUCGUGUUGUACCACCCAUAUGUCCAUGUAUCCGCUUCCACAUAUGCCGAAUAAACGCCAUGUCCGAAUGGGUGGGCGGAAAAUGAGUGGAAGUGUUUUCACAAAGCUGCUUAGUCGUCUAGCUGCAGCAGGUCACGAUCUCUCAGUACCGGUGGAUCUUAAGGACCACUGGGCACGACACGGUACAAAUCGCUACAUAACAAUCAGGUAGUAGCUAGGUAGUAACUUCAAGAGGAGUAGAGAACAUUUUGCAGGGGUCCUCAAGGUUGUCUCAAUUGCAGCCGAAUGUUUUGGUAAAUAGCAUGGCUCGACUGAAGUGAUUCGACAGGAGGUAGAGCUCUUCCCUUUUGUUUGUAUUUUGCAGGGGUCCUCGGGGUUGUCUCAUAUUGGGUCGAAUGUUUCGGUAGAUAACAUGGCUCGACCGAAGUGAGAUUCUACACGAGGUAGAGCUCUUCCCUUUUGUUUGCAUACGCCAUUGUGAUUAAGACUGAACCUGAAUGGACCACCUUAGAUUGGGGAAUGCUUGUAGAGUAUGACCAUAAGAAUGAAUCGAA
Messenger RNA from Cucurbita maxima (winter squash), 1381 nucleotides. RefSeq names its product protein BASIC PENTACYSTEINE4-like. Gene Ontology annotation, biological process: response to ethylene. The record is from RefSeq and is a predicted model, not a curated record. The transcript has 2 exons. The coding region runs from base 94 to 1038 and encodes 314 amino acids. Lineage: Eukaryota; Viridiplantae; Streptophyta; Magnoliopsida; Cucurbitales; Cucurbitaceae. Gene Ontology annotation, molecular function: sequence-specific DNA binding; DNA-binding transcription factor activity. Gene Ontology annotation, cellular component: nucleus.